Pocillopora verrucosa is the source of this 1254-nucleotide messenger RNA. Lineage: Eukaryota; Metazoa; Cnidaria; Anthozoa; Scleractinia; Pocilloporidae. The record is from RefSeq and is a predicted model, not a curated record.
AUGUUGGCUGCAGCUUGUGGCAAGAUUGAAGCUGUAAAUUAUCUUUUAGACAAGGGAGCCGAUCCCUCUAUUAGAGACGAGAUUGGAAGUAAUUCACUGCACGCCGCUUCGCGGAAAGGUAAUGUCGCCAUCCUCGAGACACUAAUGUCACGUGGUCUAGAGAUCGAUCUAAAAAAUAAUACAGGCAAAACACCAUUUAUGUUCGCUGCAGCGUCUGGCAAGAUUGAAGCUGUAAAUUAUCUUUUAGACAAGGGAGCCGAUCCCUCUAUAAAAGACCGGUCAGGUGGAAAUUCACUGCACGCCGCUUCGCGGAAUGGUAAUGUUGCCAUCAUCGAGACACUAAUGUCACAUGGUCUAGAUGUCGAUCUAAAAGAUAAUAGCGGAACUACACCAUUGAUGUUGGCUGCAGCUUUUGGCAAGAUUGAAGCUGUAAAUUAUCUUUUAGACAAGGGAGCUGAUCCCUCUGUUAGAAACAAGUUUGGAACUAAUUCACUGCACGCUGCUUCACGGAAAGGUAAUGUUGCCAUCAUCGAGACACUAAUGUCACGUGGUCUAGAGAUCGAUCUAAAAAAUAAUACAGGCAGAACACCAUUAAUGUUCGCUGCAGCUUAUGGCAAGAUUGAAGCUGUAAAUUAUCUUUUAGACAAGGGAGCUGAUCCCGCUAUAAGAGACCGGUUAGGUGGAAAUUCACUGCACGCCGCUUCACAGGGUGGUAAUGUCGCCAUCAUCGAGACACUAAUGUCACGUGGACUAGAGAUCGAUCUAAAAGAUAAUAGCGGAGCUACACCAUUGAUGUUGGCUGCAGCUUGUGGCAAGAUUGAAGCUGUAAAUUAUCUUUUAGACAAGGGAGCCGAUCCCUCUAUUAGAGACGAGUUUGGAAGUAAUGCACUGCAUGCCGCUUCACGAAAAGUUAAUGUCGCUAUCAUCGAGACACUAAUGUCUCGUGGUCUGGAGAUCGCUCCAAAAAAUAACACAGGCAGAACACCAUUGAUGUUCGCUGCAGCUUAUGGCGAGAUUGAAGCUGUAAAUUAUCUUUUAGACAAGGGAGCUGAUCCCUCUAUAAGAGACCGGUCAGGUGGAAAUUCACUGCACGCCGCUUCACAGGGUGGUAAUGUCGCCAUCAUCACCAAAAUGCUUUCACUUGGUUUGGAUGUCAAUUCAAAAGAUGGGAUAGGUCGCACACCGUUAAUCUUGGCAAAACAAUAUGGUAAAACUGAGGCAGUAAACUUCCUACUUAGCAAGGGAGGACAUUAG